CUUCAGAGGCUGCCGAUCUCAACUCUUCAAUUCGACUCAGGCAAGUUUCGCCCUCCUUCUCUCUUUUUCUACCAACACUUCGACCUUCUUGAAAUUAAUGGCACUAGGUGGAGCAGCUCCCCAGAGAGGAAGUGCGGCAGCUACUGCCAGCAUGCGCAGGAGAAGGACAACAAGUUCCGGUACAUCUGGAGGGGCAGCUGGAACAAUGCUGCAGUUUUACACGGAUGAUGCUCCUGGGCUCAAGAUAUCCCCCAACGUUGUUCUCGUGAUGAGCAUUGGUUUCAUAGCGUUUGUUGCCAUUCUCCAUGUUAUGGGUAAGCUGUACUUUGUACGAAGAGAAGCCUAGUGAGUUUUAGCCCUGAUAAAGUGGGAUUUGUAUUUGAAGGUCAAUGUGAGAAGUUUAAUUUUGAUCUGAACUAUUGUCUGUCAUUACAGUAAAACUAAUUUCGGUUUUAUUACUAGUUAGAAUGAAAGAGUUAGUUCCGUUCCGGCCUAAAUCAGUUUCUCGGUACU
Molecule: messenger RNA, 513 nt
Organism: Cucurbita maxima (winter squash)
Lineage: Eukaryota; Viridiplantae; Streptophyta; Magnoliopsida; Cucurbitales; Cucurbitaceae
Product: protein transport protein Sec61 subunit beta-like
Exons: 2
Coding region: 98-346 (82 amino acids)
Biological process (GO): intracellular protein transport
Cellular component (GO): endoplasmic reticulum membrane; Sec61 translocon complex
Source: RefSeq, a predicted model, not a curated record